This is a messenger RNA of Morchella sextelata, 2778 nucleotides long. RefSeq lists its product as uncharacterized. Gene Ontology annotation, biological process: DNA alkylation repair; DNA repair. Gene Ontology annotation, molecular function: dioxygenase activity. Gene Ontology annotation, cellular component: nucleus. The coding region runs from base 1 to 2778 and encodes 925 amino acids. Lineage: Eukaryota; Fungi; Ascomycota; Pezizomycetes; Pezizales; Morchellaceae. The record is from RefSeq and is a predicted model, not a curated record. The transcript has 4 exons.
AUGGCCCCGCGUAGCGCCCUCCUCAUCCUAGGGAUCCAGAAUGAAUUUCUCGAUCCUGAUAUCGGCCGUUGCAUCAUGGCCGCUCCCCCUCGCGGGAGCCCGUCCUUCGUCGAUAACAUCAAGGCCUUCGUCCCGCACUUUCGCGCAAACGGUGGCGACGUCAUCUGGGUGCGGAGCGAGUACCAAAAACCACGUGAUUUUAUCGACCCUCGCAGCAACGAGACCGUGCUCAUAAUACAUGACGACGACGACUCGUCCGACUCUGAGACGGAGCACAACAACCGCAAACCUAGAGGCAAUGAGGCUGGUGGAGGAGCGGGAGCAGGAACAGCAGGGACAGCAGGGACAGCAGGAAUAGCAGGAGGCAGAAGACCUCGCGCUGGUUCAAGCCCUAGACCGAGGCUUGCGAAUGGCGCAAGACCUCCGCUACGCUCCGACGCGUUCCUGGCGAUUGAGAGCCAGCAUCCGCCGUGUAAGCCGGGGACUCCUGCGUGCGAGUUUCACCCGUCAAUUGUUUCGUCGAUCAAAUCGCCGCCUGAUAAGAUCCUGGUGAAGACGUGGUUCUCGGCCUUCAAGGAUACAGGCCUUCUUGAGACGCUGAGAGGAAGGUUCGUCUCGGAGCUGUACAUAUGUGGAGUUCUCACCAAUAUAUGUGUCCUUGCAACGGCAGCCGAAGCAGCUAAGCAUGGGUUGAAUACUUAUGUGUUGCAGGACUGUUUAGGAUACAGGAAUCUAACAGCUCACCAGGAGUCAUUGAAGGUCAUGGUUCAAGAUUACGUGGUGGAGGAGGUUACGAGUGGAUCAUUGGUGAAGAACUGGGAGAGACGGAGGUUGAAGGCUGGGGGUAAUGGUGGUAAUAACGAUAACGGAUCAGCCGGUAUUCAAUUGGGGGCCACGAGCCUUUCGAAGGAACAGUUGGUUGCGAUGGUGUCUGGGCUGAAGGUGGUAGGAGGUGAGAGCAGUGGUGAGAGUACUAAGAAAUCACCUGCAGAACCUGUCAAGGAAGUGAUGGCGGAAACUGCGGCUACCCCGCUAGACGACGACAAAUCUGUCCUCCCAGCUGAUCUAGCGCCGAUCAAUGAAGAAGAUUAUGAGAUCUUGAAGUCAGCAAGGAGCGCCUACAAGGCGAAGGCAGUAAUGGGGGGUACUGGUGUAAAUGAGGUAUCCGCAGCAGGCGCAGGCAAGAAUGAUAACGAGCCCGGCGAUGAGGGGAGGAAAAAGGAUGAAAAGCAGCAGUUCUUCCGGAAACCCAAGGUUCGAUUCAAAAUCUCCGAUCUUGGGAGAAUGGGAUUUUCUUGGCUGAAGAAAGAGGUAGCCUGGAGGACCAUGUACCAUCGUGGUGGCGAGGUUCCAAGAAUGGUCGCAGUGGAAGGGGUAAUUGAUGAUGAUGGUGAUGAGAGAAGUUUCCCGAUAUAUCGCCAUCCGGCUGAUGAGUCGCCUCCUCUUCUACCAUUCUCCCCAACGGUACAGCGCAUCGUGGAGUGCGUCCAAAAGGUCCUAAAACACCCAGUUAAUCACGUCCUGAUCCAACACUACCGUGACGGCAAUGAUUACAUCUCUGAACACUCUGAUAAGACCCUCGAUAUUGUGCGAGGAUCUAAAAUCGUAAAUGUCAGCCUGGGCGCUCAGCGAACCAUGGUUCUCCGAACAAAAAAGGAUGCCGCAAAGCAAAAAGCUGCCGAAUCAACAUCCCAAGAGCAGUCAAACCGGCCAGAAGACCAUGGUCCGGAACGAACGACCCAACGUAUACCACUUCCUCAUAACUCGAUGUUUGUCCUAGGCCUUGAAACAAACAAAAGGUGGCUUCAUGGAAUUCGACAAGACCGCCGUGAGAAAGGCCUCAAGACCGCCCAGGAAAUGUCACACAACGGCGAAAGGAUCUCCUUAACCUUCCGCCAUAUUGGGACUUUCCUUUCAGACAAAGAAAAAGAAAUAUGGGGCCAAGGUGCCGUCUCCAAAUCCAAGGCCGAGCGACGGCCUGUUGUCAACGGCGACGAUCCAGAAACUCAAAGGCUGAUUGAAGCCUUUGGCUCUGAAAACCAUCAAAGUGACUUUGACUGGGACGCAGCCUAUGGCGGCGGCUUUGACGUCUUACAUUUCGUCCCACAGCUACCAAAACUCUUUUUUACAAAAGGUGAUAUCGGCAGCAUGCAAGUCCGCAUGUGCCUAUUGGAGAAAGGAAUUGUGUUCACUCCUUAUGAACUGGAGCCCAAUGAAACAAGCUCACCUUCCUUCCGCGUUUUGAGCCCUCGAGGCACCACUCCAGUGUUUGUGGAUGUUGACCCCGAGAAAACAAUGGUUUGUGAGGCAGUUUCAAUCCUUCAACACAUUGAAAUGUUCUAUCCCUCCAAAGACCCUGAGAAAUUCCUGCUGCCGUCCCCCACAGAUGAAAGGGCCGCUUUUUCGAGGGUUCUACAACACAUGCAGGAAAGUGAAAAACUACACAAAGUAUUGGAAAGUGACAACCAGGCGGCGAUCGAUGCCGAGCUGGAGAUUUGGGACGCGCGCUUAUUUAGGACGAAAGGGUAUCUAUCGGGAUCUGAUAUUAGUCUUGACGAUAUCGCUGUGUGGCCAGUCCUGGAGAACUAUAUGAAGCGAACUGGGUUAGAGCAUCUGAUGAAGUUUAGUGAAUUGGAUACGUGGUACAGACUCGUUAAGGAAUGCGACAGUGUCCAGGUUUUAUCUAAAGAGGUGGUUAGAGAUGCGGAAUCAGAAACAGAUGGGUUAGAAAACAUUAUGGCAAGCCUAAAGUUGGAGUCAGAGGUGAAGGAGACUUAA